UUUAGGUGCUACACAUCCUCAGCAAAGGUGGGUUCAAAAUAGCUACGUUUUUCGGUGCAUGAGGCAAGGGACAUAUUCUGUUUAUCCGCUCAAAUAAUCACUCGGAAACCACAAAUACUUUGAAAAUACCGCGAGUUUAAGCUCGUUGGAAGCACCACUUGAAGGCUACUUUUUGUCAAUGAACUUUUCUCAAUGCAGUCAUGGAAAUGUCCAAACUGGAUUCUGCAACAUCCAGCGUAUCUGAAGAUGAAAAACCUGGAGGUCGAAGAUGCUGAACAAAUCCACGCUGCUUUCCUUGUUUACAUGAAUCUCACCGAGGUCCGUCACUGGAAGGAGGUAUCGUGUCUUAAAAGUGAGCCACUCAAGCUCGUAUUGUUGGAGGGGAAGGAAAAAGAAGGAUCUGCCACAUACUCUGUUCUUCCACUACCUGCGCAUCGAUCUCUGAGCCACAAAAACAUACGAGACGUUCUGGAGCGAGGCUUUCCCAUGCUGCUGUGCGCCGUGGCCGCCGACUCCACGCUGGUCUACCAGAGGUUGAGCGACGGCUUGGUGACCCCUGAUCCGCCGGCGGGCCCCUUCCUGGACGUGGACCGCCGGCAGCGUAGGAAGAGACGGCAGCGACGCCAAGCCGCGCUAAACAGUGACUGACAGUCUCUUCGCACUUCUUGGAGAAAAACCAGACCAACAUUGACUUGCACAGUGACACUGGUGCGACAAACUGACCCGUGCAGGGUUCCUCCGGAUGCAGUGGUGAUGGGGGUCAGUACGUGUGAGCGUUUUAACUCAUUGUAUGCCAUUGGCGUCCAAUCCGUUUGAAGUGGGAGGGAUGGUGGCAGCGAAUGAAUGUAGUGGUAAACUAAUGGGUAGGAGGGGGUGUCUUGGCCUGAGAAGGAACAAAUAAUAUAUUUUACCUCUUGUCUGCCAACGACGCAGUAGGGCCGAGAAAACAAAAGUGGUAUUUGCCAUGUGGCGUUUUUUUUGCCAUGUGACAUUUUUUUAAAUGUGGCAAUAUUGGUUUUGACAUGUGGCUUUUUAUUUUUUGGUAGGUGGCAAAAUGGAUUUUGGUUAGUGGCAUUUUUGUGGUAGAAAAUCACAGCCACAUGUUUUUCUGCCAUUUAAUAUGAAUGGAAAAUUUGGACGGGCAUAGAUGUCAAGGGCAUAGCCUGACUUGGUUGCCAGUUGAAUGUCAAUGCGCUGUAAAGCUAAGUGUAUGGUCAAAAAUCAGUUACACGUGUUUUUCUGCUAUGUAAUAUGAAUGGAAAAUUUGGACGUGUAUGGCCUGCAAAACUGCCAUACAUCCAACCAAAAUCCAUUUGAGCACAUGGCAAAAAAAUGCCUCAUGUCGAAAUCCAUUUUGCCACAUGGCAAAUACCAAUUUUUUUGUUCUCGCGGUCUCUCCCACGAUGGCUCUAGACGUCCAAUCUGUUCGAAAUUAGAGGGUUGGCAGUCGGACCGUUGUCCCUUUUUGAACAAAAGAAAAUACCUUUGCUUGGGCAUGUUGUCUUCCGGGCUGAGGAGGUCAAAGUGCAUCAUUCGCUGUCGCCUUGUAAAUCUGCACUGCCCCCUAGGGCCUGGCAUGAAUACUGCAUCGUUUUCAUGCGGAAUUGCGACAUUGUUCGAUUGGAGACGGAACCAUAUAACUGCAAAUUUGAAAAUUUGAAGAGGAACAGUCUUCUCGGAGAGUCAACAUGUAAACUGCCCCCAAGUCAUAACUACGGUAGUUUAUUUUUGAACUGAAGAUUAUUUUAUCAAUGUCAAAGCAUCUGUUAUUUACUAAGUGGCUGUCAUGGGCGGCGAUAGACGUCCAAUCCGUUCGAAGUGGCAAGGAUGGUGCCAAAUGAACGACCCGUCUCACUUCAAAUGGAACGGACGCCGAUUAACGAGCCGCGCGAUUGGACGUCUGUUGCUGUCAUUGGUACUAAAUGAGUUUUUACUGUGUGGUGCUGAUGAGAAGCAACCCUGAGCCUUGUUUCACAUAAAUAUGUUGGGGGGUGGGGGACAAACAUUUAGUGUGGGCCCAUAAAAGAGACCAAAGCAGUGGUGUGCGCUGAUAUCAAAACAAUCAUUUGGAUUGAAAAGGACUCAAGGCAAAGGAAUUCCAAUUGCUGAGUAGAGUUUUGCACUUUUUAACCUUCAUUUUAUCAAUCCAUUGAGAGACUGACACCAAUUGCUACAAAAAUCAUUGUAACAUCGUUGAUAGACCUCUAAUCAUGUGGUGUCCAAUCCUAGUGUUCAUGGACAACUGCGAAAAGCACAUAGAGGGGGGAAAAUUGCAAAUUAAGGUGAAAAACGUGGAUACCACUUUCCCACUUCGAACGGGUCUAAUCGUGAUAAACUCAUUUGAAAGUGUUUUAAUUGAGCUCUUAAGAGCCAUGCGGUUGGACGUCUUCAUCGCCAAUGGCGCCCAAAGAAGGUGACGCUGUCGAUUUUUUUUUUUUUCCUUUCUGUGUGGCAGCAAUGCACUCCUUUGUUCUUUUUUUUUUUU
Molecule: messenger RNA, 2485 nt
Organism: Corythoichthys intestinalis (scribbled pipefish)
Lineage: Eukaryota; Metazoa; Chordata; Actinopteri; Syngnathiformes; Syngnathidae
Gene: tsen15
Product: TSEN15 tRNA splicing endonuclease subunit
Exons: 5
Coding region: 193-648 (151 amino acids)
Biological process (GO): tRNA splicing, via endonucleolytic cleavage and ligation
Molecular function (GO): nucleic acid binding
Source: RefSeq, a predicted model, not a curated record